This is a messenger RNA of Diaporthe citri, 5091 nucleotides long. RefSeq lists its product as uncharacterized. The record is from RefSeq and is a predicted model, not a curated record. The transcript is spliced from 6 exons. Gene Ontology annotation, cellular component: HOPS complex; late endosome. NCBI's taxonomy places the organism in Eukaryota, Fungi, Ascomycota, Sordariomycetes, Diaporthales, Diaporthaceae. The coding region runs from base 1 to 5091 and encodes 1696 amino acids. Gene Ontology annotation, biological process: endosomal vesicle fusion; cellular response to starvation; macroautophagy. Gene Ontology annotation, molecular function: protein binding.
AUGACGGACCCUGUGCCUGGUGCAGGCCAUGAUGAUAGCCAUCAUGAACCUCAAGACAUAGCUGCCGCCUCUGCCGCCUCAGCGCCUACCGGAUCCAGUCCUCCACAAACCGCCGACGAGCAGGCCAGCCCUGGACAGGCAGGACGGAGCAGAGGCGGUGUCGAGCUCAGCGAGACCACAGAAGAUGAUGGCCAGUCGGAGGAAGGCGAGAGCGAGGAUGAGGAGGAGGAAGAGUCUGAGGAGAGCGAAGAAGACGACGAUGACGACGACGACGAAGAGCCGCGCCUCAAAUACGCCAGGCUGACCCAGCAUCUGGGCGGCGUCUACAAGAAUGCGGAUGCAACGAGCUCGUUCCUCGUGGCAGGGGACAAGAUGGUCAUAGGCACGCAUAAUGGCAAUAUCCAUGUCAUCCAACUGCCUGCCUUCCAAUCCAUUCGAGUCUACCAUGCGCACUCCGCUUCGGUCACCAGCGUCUCCUUGUCGCCAUACCCACCGCCCAUGAACCCCAUCAGGCCCGAGGUGGCCUCUCGGGCAAUAGCUGCUGCGGGAGGAGGGGGCCCGUCCUCUCGACCAGAAUCGAGACAGUCUGGGCCGAGCCCUGCCGCUACAAUGAGGAAGCCUCGAGAACCGAAUCCUGUCCCAAAUGUGCCCUCCAACAAUAUCUUCAUUGCUACGUCCUCGAUGGACGGCAAUGUCUGCGUCCAGUCUCUCAUAGAUGUCAAGGAUGUGCAGUUGAGGAACUUUGCACGGCCAGUACAAUCUGUCGCCUUGUCUCCCGACUUCAAGAACGAUCGAACUUACCUGUCCGGUGGAACUGCCGGCAGCCUUGUCCUCACGGUUGGAGCACCGCACGGGCGAAGUACCUCCACGACUGUGGGGACAGCUGCAGCCACGGCAUCUGGCUGGUUAGGGACCAUGGGCCUGGGGUCAAACACCGGAAAGGACACUGUCCUGCAUUCCGGAGAAGGCAUCAUUAGCACCAUCAAGUACUCCUUGUCCGGCAAAUAUGUCGUGUGGCUCAACGAGCAUGGCAUCAAGAUCAUGCGAUCAAGCUUGCACCUGGAGAGUGAUGACGCCGAGGAUGCAUGGAAACGUAUCGGCCACAUCGACCGGCCUCAAACCGACGAGUGGGAGACCAUGGCGGGAGUGUGGAAGGGCCGUGUCGAAUGGAUCGACGAGGCGGCCGUCCCCGCCGCUGACAGGGAGAAGGACCCAGACGAGGUCGCCCCGCCUUCGCCGGCUGCCGAGAAGCUGAAGUCUCGGCUGAACAAGGAGAAGCAAAAUGUAGAGAGGCUUCUGGUCGGAUGGGGCGGUAAUAUCUGGAUCAUCCAUGUCCACGCCGGCGGUGUUGGCGCCGGGAAGGACGCAGGAGAAAAGACCAUUGGUCGGGCAGAAAUCGUGAGAAUUCUUCGCAUGGACUGCAUCAUAUCCGGCAUUUCGUUAUACACGCAGAGCCUCUUGCUGGUCCUAGCGUAUCCUUUGGCCACCGAUGACGAGGAUGACGAGCAUCACAAAGGCAAGGCCGCCGCAAAAGGCCACAAACCUCAGCCAUCAACGAGUUCCAGCAGCAGCGGCCCCUCUGGCGGCGUCCGUCGGCGUCAGAACAAUUCCCCACCAGAGCUCAGACUGAUCGAUCUUGUCUCGCAAGCCGAGAUCGACAAGGACAGCUUGAGUAUCAGCCGCUUCGAACGGCUCACGUCGAACGACUACCAUCUCGGCGUACUACCCCAACACACGGCAUCUGCCAUUGUCGCUUCCAAAGGCUACCUUGAGGCCGUGGCCGGCCUGGGCGUAGACAUGUGGAACGUCGCCAUGAUGCCUGGCAAGGCGCUCUUCAGCUCCGCGGCCAGCAUCCGGAGUGGGCACAGCAACGAUGGAGCUUCUGGCUCCAGAAUGGCACCAGGCAGCACCGCGGGCAGUGUCCGACCAUACUCACAACGCCAAGCCGUGCAGACUGUCCACCCCAGCCUUGCGAAGCCCGGCACCAAGAUCUUCGUCCACAGCCCAUAUGAUUGUAUUCUGGCUUCGAAGCGUGAUCUUGCCGACCAUCUCGCGUGGAUCCUGGGGCGCAAUGAGUAUGAGCGCGCAUGGGAACUUGUCGACGAGAACCCAGAGAUUGUCAGUGCGGCGGACAGUAUCGCGGAUCCGGGGUCGCCUUUGACACCAAUCCGCUCCCAUCCGACGCAGAGCAGCGACGACUUCUAUGAUGACACCGCGUCCACAGUGGAUGGAUUAGCCAUGAACCUCCUGGCUGAGAAAGAGAAGCGUCGCAUCGGCGAGCUCUGGCUCCAACAACUGGUCGGAGCGAGCGAGUGGGAGAGAGCCGGUCAAGUUGCUGGCAAAGUCCUGACCUCGUCUGAGGGCUGGGAGAAGUGGGUCUACAUUUUCGCCGGCGCCAACAGGUUUGACGAGAUCACCAACUUUAUCCCUAUCGAGCCGAUGCGACCGCCGAUUCCCUCCACCAUAUACGAGGUCGUGCUGAACCACUACGUCCAGAACGAUAAGCUGCGGUUCAAAGAUCUCCUAGAAAGGUGGAACCCUGACUUGUUCGACGUCAACACCAUCACGACGGCUCUUGAGAAUCAACUCAAGUACCGCGAUGUCAGACCGGACACAUAUCAAGACGGGGUCAGGGGCCGAGACUGGAGCAUUGUCAUGGGAAGUCUUGCAAAGUUGUGUGAAGCCGACGGACGUCAUAGAGAGGCCCUCCGCUGCUACAUCAAGCUGCAGGACGCCGAUUCGGCGAUGCGGCUGAUCAAAGAAAGCCACCUCGCCGAUGCUGUAGCGGAUGAUAUUCCCAGCUUUGUAACUUUGCGCAUACCUCCGGGCAAGGAGGACAGCAUGUCCAUGGAGGAACUAGAGCAAGCCACAAGCGAGGCCAUCACGCUUCUUGUCGAUGAAGCCCAGCAUGGGCUUGUCCGGCCAGAGGUUGUAAUCUCACAGCUGCAGGAGAAAGAGCUGAACAUCCACCUUUUCUUCUACCUUCGAGCGCUGUUCAAGGGCGAAGGUAUUAAAGAGCACCUUGGGGAGAACCGCGAUCGGCUGGUAAUGGAAAGCCAGAGCCUGGUAGAUGGGUUCGCAGACCUGGCGGUCCACCUCUUCGCAAAAUUCGACCAGUCCAUUCUCAUGAACUUUCUCAAGUCGUCGACGUCGUACGCUUUCGAAAAGGCCGUACAAGAAUGCGAGGACCACAAUUAUGUCCCUGAACUUGUUUAUCUGUAUUCCAAGACCGGGCAGAUGAAACGCGCUUUGUACCUUAUAAUAGACAGGCUUGGCGACGUUUCCCGAGCCAUCGCCUUCGCUAGGGACCUUGACGACCCUGACCUUUGGGAGGACCUCCUCAGGUACAGCAUGGACAAGCCGCGGUUCAUACGUGGUCUGCUGGAGGAGGUUGGCACGGCGAUCAACCCCAUUACCUUAGUCAGGCGCAUCCCAGAGGGUCUCGAGAUCGAGGGCCUGAGGGAAGGCCUCAAACACAUCAUGAAGGAGCACGAGAUACAGUAUUCUAUCAGCGAAGGCGUGGCAAGAGUACUGAGGAGCGAGGUGGCGGCCGCACAGGCGACGCUGCGAAACGGGCAGAGAAAGGGGAUCAAAUUCGAGGUCGUCGUGAAGCAAGACGACCACGUCGACGUGGAGACCAAGGAAGUCCCGUCUGACCAAGCUUCGGUCCAUUCCGGCAGCAAUGCCCCAGCACCUACGACGAACGGUGGCAAAGCGACCGAGGACGGCGAUGAAACAGCUACUGAGCGCGGGUCUCUGAAAAAGCCGGCCAAGAAGUGGACCGCCGGCCACUGUGCCGCGUCGCAGUGCCUGGAGCCAUUUUCUCAGUGGGAGACAGAGACGCUCGUCGGCUUUGCGUGCGGCCACGUCUACCACCUCACCCACCUGCUCGAGGUGCUGCACCCCGACGACGCGCGGUUGCACGACGUGGCGGACUUUGGGCAGAACUUCGAGGACGGGGAGAGCCGCAGCAGGCGGAGGACGAUUGGCACCAAGGUCACGCAUGCGAGCAUCGCAGAUGCUGAUAAACUCAGUAAAUGCCACAUAUGCCGAGAAUACUUCUCUAGAACGUUUGAGAUACCCGAUAUCUGGUGGGAAUGGUCCCGCAGGAGUUUGAAUGGCUACUUCGGUGUCGAGGAGACAGAGGACCAGGUGGGAAACACGGCUGGGUACAACACGUGGGCAUAUUUCGAAACCAAAUUCUACUACGGAGACACCAACAGUUACGUCUGGCACAAGCUCAACAUAUUCAGCCAAUGGAUGCGUUCGACUGAAACGACGACACUGAUUGUGUUUGAUCCGCCCGCUCCGAUCAAACAGAAAUUGCCAUCUCGCUUGGUCAAGGUCCCUGAGCACGGCAGACUUGGAGACCCUUUCUGGAUUUAUGAGGGCUUACUCGAGGAGAUCGUCCACCUGCAAGAUCAGUCUGUCUGGAUGAUUCGUGACCAGGUCAGGGCGACAGAGAAGAACCGAGCGCUUGUAACCCGCCCAAAUCCCGACUAUGGUCAUCUUCAUGAAAUAGCGAGGCAUGCCAUCCACGUAUCAGAGAGCCUCGAUGCGACCGUCAAAACGGUAGAUAGCAUUCUGCAGCGGCAUACCGACUACGUGAUGGGUGCCACUGAUGCUGACAAGAGCACAAGACGCGUCUCCAAGCAGCUACGAAACCGGCUGCUCUUUUUGGAACACAUGCUCGUCAGCCUCAAGUACCGAUCUGCAUCGAACCAAGCCAGGCUGCAAAACGAGAUACAGCUGUCUUUCAACAUCGUGGCACAAUCUGAUGCACGAACAUCUGUCGAGAUUGGGCGAGCAGCACAAAAGGACAGCGCGGCCAUGAAGACGGUUGCUUUCUUGACCUUGACCUUCCUCCCCGCGACGUUCAUCUCGGCCAUCUUUAGCAUGUCUUUCUUUAGCUUCGACGCCGGGGAGGGUAUUUGGGCAGUUUCGAAUAAGAUCUGGAUAUACUGGGCUGUCUCAAUCCCCGUCACCUCUAUCACAAUCCUUUUGUGGUUCUUUUGGCAUAGGGUGUUUCCACCCACGCUGGUUGGAAAUUGGGGAGUCCGCUCAAUUGGGAGUUUUCCCAGAGGCGUAUAA